UUUAAGUUAAUACAGGAGAUAAUCAAAACUAUAGGUAGUUAUAAUGUUGAAUACAUCAAUUACGAACAAUUAACUUACGGAUAAUGKUAAUUGGCUGAAUUUUUGUUAUUGUUACGAGUGCGAUUUGUUUCUAAUGUAUGAGAACGCGAUGGCUACCAUUAGCAACGAGUCAGAUUCUUCGCAAAAGAACACAAGCAAUGAAGAAAGUGAUGACAAAGAUGAUGAGAAUAACAUGUUUGAGUGUAACAUAUGCUUGGAGAGCGCAAGAGACGCAGUUGUCAGUAUUUGCGGACAUUUGUUUUGGUUAGUACUAUUGCUAAAUGAAAAUUAUAUUGACAAUCUAAGUUUGGUUCAAGAGCCUCACGAAAUUGAUUUAAGAGCCGCAUGCGGCUCGCGAGCCUCGUUGUGGCCACCCCUGUUAAAGACUAAGUGGAAAAAAAAUCUCAAAAUAUCUAGCAUGAAUCAAAACCAAUAA
This is a messenger RNA of Diuraphis noxia (Russian wheat aphid), 475 nucleotides long. Its product is annotated as E3 ubiquitin-protein ligase RNF185-like. The record is from RefSeq and is a predicted model, not a curated record. Gene Ontology annotation, biological process: ubiquitin-dependent protein catabolic process. Gene Ontology annotation, cellular component: endoplasmic reticulum. Gene Ontology annotation, molecular function: ubiquitin protein ligase activity. Lineage: Eukaryota; Metazoa; Arthropoda; Insecta; Hemiptera; Aphididae.